Messenger RNA from Paramuricea clavata, 1998 nucleotides. NCBI's taxonomy places the organism in Eukaryota, Metazoa, Cnidaria, Anthozoa, Malacalcyonacea, Plexauridae. The record is from the annotation of a GenBank genome assembly.
AUGUUUCAACGUCUAGUUGCUUAAGCCAUUGGCAUUGACCAUUUUAACGUGUUUAUUUUGUUUAAUUUUAGUUUGCAAUUCCUGGAGUCUUUAGUGUCCUAGCCGGAUACAAAAAGCAGUCAAGUUUGGUAAGGAAUGCUUUCAUUCCGUAUGGCCGUAUGGGCUUAUAUCAGUUAUUAUAAAAAAACUCAAUAAUUCGUGAGGAUAUCAUAAGCGUGUCGUAUCAGUUUAUAUAUUUACUUCAAAAACUCAUUAAUAAUUCAUGAAUCUUGAGUAAGAAAUUAGUCACGUGCAUACGUCUUUAUAUCAGCUAAAGAACACUUUAACAAAAGACCAUUGUUAUGCAAACUAUAUAAAGAUUUUUAUAUAAAGAUUUUUAUAUAAAGAUUUUUAUAUAAAGAUUUGACUUAUUAUGCAUACGUUUUUGAAGCCAUUUAAAAAACUCGCAGGUCGUGUGUUACUAGGUCUAAAGCCACUCGCGCUGCGCGCUCGUGGCUUUAAACCUAAUAAAACACUCCUGCUCGUUUUUUAAAUAGUACAUAAACUUUAACUUUGAUUUUCUCGACUUACACAUGCAACGUAUGUUUUGAAAAUUACUUCGCGAAUGAACUGAUACUAGAUCGAUCGUUUUUGAAGCAAUUUAAAACAUUCGCAGUGCGUGUUUUAUCAGACCUAAAUCAGAUAAAACACUGCUGCUCAUGUUUUAAAUAGUACAUAACGUUAUAAAAUUAGUCUUUAGUUUAGGAGUUAAACAUUGCUGGGCUCAUAUACCGCAUUUUUUUUUAUAUCAAUAUAGUUGGCUGUUGCACUUGGUACCCAUGUCUUAGGAAUUAUUCUUGCGAUUGUUGGAAUGUAUUUGGGAGCUUGGUUUUGGGCUAUGCUGGAUUCAAAUUGUGCCGAUAGUUAUGGUUAUAAUUCUUCUAUCUUUGAUCCAAGUGCUAGUUGCUCCGACCUGAAAACUGUUCGCGAAGCUACUGGUGCAGUCACGAUAUUCUUUGCUCUUUUUGCUAUCGUCACUUUGGUGGGAUCAAUUUAUGGCUGCGUUGGAACUUGCUGUGCACGCCGGGUAAAUUAUGCUUGGUAUAUAGAUAUAUCUAUUUGAAGUAGUAUGUCAAAUCCGACUACGAGGACUGGACCAGAUUUCAAGUCCUCACAUUUUGAUGAAAUUGCGCGGACUUGAAAUCUAGUCCAGUCCGAAUUGAAAGAUUUGAAAUGACAUCUCAUACGAAUAAAUCACUACUUAAAGUCAGGAGAAUAAAUUUUGAUCCACCCAGUCGAAGAUUGAAUUUGAAUUGAAUUUUGAUAUCCAGUCCUAGGACUGGAUCAAUAUACUUCACCAUAUCCAGUAUUUCCAUGUGAGCAAAAUAAAGCAAUAUAUGGUUGGCUAAUUUACUCAGGAAUUAUUAAUGAUUUUGACCCCAACCGAUUGCCUUGCCUGGCUAUUUUAAUAUUUUUCUAUUACAGUGUUGUUAAUUUGACCAAGACUUCCUGGAUAAACUAACCAGCCUAUGUUAGGCUAGGUGGAUAAAUAACUAUAUAGGGGCAACAUAGUCUGGUUACUUAUUUACUUUAACAUGCCAGAACGUCGUGGUCAAAUAUAACCAGAUUCCUGGUUUCAUUAUAAGAAACAAAGUGAGAUAAAGUAACCAGGAAUUUGAACAAGAAAUAUUAAGUUAACCUAAAUGGCGUUAUUUCUUGGUUAACCUGGCAAUUUAACCUGAGUGAUUUUAAAUAGAAGAAAUAUGAUCCUUCACAAAAAUAACAUAUCUUUGUUCUUAAUAGGAACCUGCAACUAUUAUCGUCACAACAGGUCAACAACCAAAUACAAUAAUGAUUACCGCACAAGCACGCUCGUCUUCCAACCGGCAGCCACUACCAAAUACAGUGGUGAUGACCACACAAACAUACCCGGCCUACAGCCAAGUUAGCCAACAGCCACCACCUUAUGAUCCACCUGCUGGUCAAGGCCAAAUGGUCGUCGAUAGCAAAGCUUGUUGA